UCAGAUGUUCAGUGGUGAGACGAUCACUCUGACAUGUGAGGUCCAGGGAGGAGAAACCACUGAGUGGACGUAUGAAUGGAGGAGAUCUGGCACAACUGUAAAACUGGGAAAUGACAAAGACCUGAAUGUGACAAUUUCUGAGUCCAACAGUGGAGACUACAUGUGUCAGUGUCGACUCAGAGACGACUGGUAUUCUGUGACAAAGUGGAGUGAAAAGAUCCCAGUGUCAUUGUCCACUCCUGGCAGCUCUUCAUCUCCUGUCCUUAUGAUCGUCGGACCUGUUAGUGGAAUCCUCCUGGUUCUUCUUCUGGUGUUACUGUGGUACUACAGGCAGUCCAAAGAUUUACGCUGGGCUGGGCGGAAGCUUCUAAAAAGCAGAUUCAACAAGAAUGAAAAUGAUGAGAGCAACUCUCUGCAUGGUGAUGAUCAUAUCUACGAGUCGGUCAACUUUUCAGAGCCCAGUGGAAAUGUGGUAGACAAACCCACAGAUGUAACCUACUCUCUGAUUGAACUGAAAAACUUUGGGAAAGAGAGUACCCCAAAUAAACCAGCAGAGGGCGCUGUUUACUAUUGUCUGGAACCUGGAAUGGAAGGUAGGGGGAGCCCUGGAGCAAAAGAAGAGGCUGUUUAUUCUGAAAUCAACUCGGGACCAGAGAACCAUAACACCAUGUAGGCUGCAUGCUUUAAUAAUUCAGUCUACAGCUUCUAACUCAUGCAGAUUUUGUAGGAUUGAUUGUAACAAACUAAAUAUUAACCUUUCAUAAAACUGAUUUUAGCUGUUUGCUAUGUGUGUGUUUAAAAUAAUCCCUCUCAAUGUUCGCAGUCAUUUAUUAUACUGGCAACUCUGCUUUACUUUGCUUUACUUUGCUUUAAUUUGUUUUAUUUUAUUAUUUUAGUUACUCACUUUGUAAAAAUAAAUGAUUCCUUUUUGUCAUUCCGACAUUAAAUCACACAAAACUUUUUUUGUUUUGAGUUCAAUUACUAGCAUUAUUUUUUUUUAUUUCUUAACAGUAAAAUGGUAAA
Poecilia reticulata (guppy) is the source of this 1023-nucleotide messenger RNA. The record is from RefSeq and is a predicted model, not a curated record. Lineage: Eukaryota; Metazoa; Chordata; Actinopteri; Cyprinodontiformes; Poeciliidae.